AAGUGGCAACACUUUUUGUAAUUAUGUCAUUGUCAAAAACUUCGCCUGUCUGUGGAUGGUGUCUCAAAGCUGGAUAAAUUUAAAUAAAAUUAACAAAAUAUAACAGUAUUUGAAAUUCCAUAACUAUUUAUAAUGUCACACAACAUUAAAAUCCUCCCUGGUGCUACAGUAUGCGAAGACUGCACUUUAGAAGGUGAUAUAACUAUUGGCGGAAGCACUGUGAUACAUCCGCGAGUUACCAUCAUUGCCGAGGGUGGCCCAAUUAUUAUUGCGGAAUAUUGUAUAAUUGAAGAAUAUUCUACCAUCAUACAUAAAAAGAGUGAUAAACAAGAAAAUCCUCCCAAACCAUUGUUCAUAGGAGCGCACAAUGUAUUUGAAGUGGGAUGUCGGCUGGAAUCUCCAUUUGGCCAUAUUGGAGAGAGCAAUGUGUUUGAGUGUAGAUCAUUUGUAGGAAUGGAUGUGAAGAUUGGCAGCGGUUGUGUUAUUGGUGCAGCAUGCAGCCUAACUGCACCUCAGACUCUAGCUGAUAAGACAAUCAUCUGGGGAUCAGAGCAUCAUAACAGGGAGGCCCUAGAGAAGCAACCAUCACAACUCCUACAAUUAGACUUUUUAAGUAAAGUGAUGCCUAACUACCACAGGCUUAGGAAACCAAAUGUGCAUAAACGCCAACCCUCAUCACGGCAAUCUCAAGAGUCUUCUCCAAAACUCUAAUAUGUAUUACAAAUAUAAAAAUAUUUUAUAACUUGCACUGCAUGGUAUGUGAAGUGAGAUAUUUAAAAAUUCAGCUUAAGGCGAUAUU
This is a messenger RNA of Manduca sexta (tobacco hornworm), 799 nucleotides long. RefSeq names its product dynactin subunit 6 (gene DCTN6-p27). Gene Ontology annotation, biological process: mitotic spindle organization. The record is from RefSeq and is a predicted model, not a curated record. Gene Ontology annotation, molecular function: dynein complex binding. NCBI's taxonomy places the organism in Eukaryota, Metazoa, Arthropoda, Insecta, Lepidoptera, Sphingidae. The transcript is spliced from 4 exons. Gene Ontology annotation, cellular component: dynactin complex. Bases 133 to 711 code for a protein of 192 amino acids.